Arabidopsis thaliana (thale cress) is the source of this 1010-nucleotide messenger RNA. Its product is annotated as HMG-box (high mobility group) DNA-binding family protein. Gene Ontology annotation, cellular component: nucleus. Gene Ontology annotation, molecular function: DNA binding. The record is from RefSeq and is marked reviewed. The transcript has 6 exons. Lineage: Eukaryota; Viridiplantae; Streptophyta; Magnoliopsida; Brassicales; Brassicaceae. The coding region runs from base 230 to 703 and encodes 157 amino acids.
ACUGUCAGAAAUAGAAAAAAUCGUCGAUGCGCAUUAAUGGCAAUUCGGCCGAGAACUCGUAAAAGAGUUCAAGCUGUUCGUCGUGCUGCCGAUGGUAGCGCUUUUAAAAAAUGGUAUUGCUACUUUGUUCAAAGCUUUUGGAUUCGUCGAUCUAGAUUUCUUUAGGGUUUUUAUCUAGAUUUGUGAUUACUCUGUUUUGGGUUUUUAUUCCAGUGAAGAAUGUGGUGUUAUGAUAGCGAUUGCUCUGUAUGAUAUGCAUGAGUGCGGUGAGAAAAGAAGGGAAGUGAAAAGGUUCAAGUACAUUGCGAGUGGCAAUAUCGAUAAUAUCUCGAAACCAAUUGGGAGCUUUGAAGAUGAACCCAGAUCACCAUUUGUCUUCUUCUUAGAGGAGUUUAGGGAAAAUUACAAUGGAGACUUAGUGGAUGCUAGCAGAAUAUGUUUCAAUGUAUGGAAGAACAUGUCAGCAGAGGACCAAAAACCAUUCAACGCCCGUGCUAUGGAGGUUGAUUCGGCACACAGUAGAAAGUUAAACGAAGAAGCUAAAACCAUUUAUAAGGCAGAUGAAGAGGCAGAUUCAAAAACUGUUGGGAGAUAUGACAAGUUCUAUGAGAGCUACGUUCAAAUUGAAGAAGAGGAAGACUAUGAUUCAUCUGAUCAUUUCGGACACGAGUUUUGGGAAGACGAUACUAUGUUGGACUACUGAGAAUCCUGAUUUAGUGGAGAAGGUUUUGGCUUUUGGUGGUGUACAUGUUUUAGAGAAUUUGUUGGGGGAUUUAUGUAAAUAUAGAAACAGACUAGAGAGGCUGCUGAUCUUAUUUCCUUCCUCUGUGACUAUUAGAGGUGUUCUCGUCCUUUUUUUGGUGACACCUUUUUUUUUCAAAAAAAAAUGAUGGUGAAAACUGAAUCUAAGUAGUAAUUUUUAACUCUUCAGUAACUAUCUUCCUAUAUCUAUUCUCUAGAGUGAAAACAUUUAUAUUGUCUUCGACAUUAUGUGGAGUAAUUGUUCCUUC